GCCACACCGCGAGAGCGGCGCCCGCCCCGCCAGGGCGAGGGGAGGAGGCGCAGCCCGCGGGCAGGGAGCUGGAUGAGGACGUGUGUGCGGGCAAGGCAGCCCCUCGGGCAUGAAGGGGACCGCGGGGACGCUGCCCUGCGCUGCAGCCGAGCGGGGACAUCAGAGGAGUAGGAUCAAGUAUCCCUACAAGCGUAAUGUCGGCAUCUGUAAUGGCUACAUCUUACUCUUCUGCGAAAUUUACCUACCUGCGCGUGUCAGUUUAGGAAGACAGCUGCCUUCAGAUGGUACAGAACUCACUGACAGUUGCUCUUUCUUCAGUCCUACUUCAUGAGAACUUCAGAAGUUACUAACUGAGCAGAUGGUACGUGAACAAUACACAACAACGACACCAGGCACGAGCCUAGAGAGGCCGAAGAAUGAAUAUAUCUACAAAAUUGGAAUUUAUGGCUGGAGAAAGCGUUGUCUCUACCUGUUUGUUCUCCUCCUGCUUAUCAUCCUAGUUGUGAACUUCUCUUUGACAAUUUGGAUUCUGAAAGUGAUGUGGUUUUCCCCAACUGGAAUGGGACACCUGCGUGUUACAAAGGAAGGGCUUCGACUGGAAGGGGAAUCUGAAUUCUUAUUCCCUCUUUAUGCCAAAGAAAUCCAUUCGAGAGUGGACUCAUCACUGCUUCUCCAGUCUACUCACAAUGUGACUGUGAACGCUCGCAAUUCAAAUGGGGAAGUCACAGGCAGAUUAAAUGUGGGUCCUAAAAUGGUAGAAUUCCACAGUCAGCAAUUUCAGAUCAACUCAAAGGAUGGAAAGCCACUUUUUACAGUGGAUGAAAAUGAAGUUGUAAUUGGCACAGAUAAGCUUCGAGUCACAGGGCCUGAAGGAGCACUUUUUGAACAUUCUGUAGAAACACCACUUGUGAAAGCAGAAGCUUUUAAACAGCUUAGGCUGGAGUCACCAACUCGAUCUUUGAGCAUGGAUGCACCACGAGGAAUUAAUAUCAAAGCACAAGCUGGGAAUAUUGAAGCUCUUUCCCAGAUGGAUAUCAAACUACACAGCAGUGAUGGCGUGCUUUUGCUCGAUGCCGAAACUGUGCGGCUGCCCAAGCUGCCUGAGGGCGCACGGGGCGGAUCCGGGAUUUCUCAGGGGCUCUAUGAAAUCUGCGUGUGUCCAGAUGGAAAGCUCUACUUGUCGGUGGCCGGCGUGGGCUCCACGUGCCAAGAGUACAGCCGGGUCUGCCAGUGAGGCGCGCGGAACGGCCGCACGCACACCCCUUGCGCCUCUGAGUUUGGUACUACUCCUAAAGAGCAUUACUGAAAAGGUGUUUUUCAGUGUUUUAAAAAAAAAGCACUUACCAUUUGGGAAACAAAUCUGCAUCUGCAAUUCUGGAAUACAGGGUGUAAGGGGAAGAAGAGCACAAAUGACAUUUCCACUUCAGAAGAAUGACUUGAAUCCGAUUACAUGUUUUGUCAGUAACACUUGGAAAACAGCCUUACAGAGAGCAUAAAAAAAUAAAACAAAUAUGUUUCCUUGCCGAACUAUUAUUCAGUCAGAUGAUUAUGUCGUUGUUCAUAUUUUUGAGAUCCGUGGGUUUUUCCUCUCACUACAUGUAAACACUUACUGUGUUAGUGGGUGAAAUUAAAUUGAGGGAACUACUUGAAUUAUUUGUAAGACAAAGCAUUAUUAGGAGAAUUCAGAAAGUGCCAGCAAAUGGUCUAUGCAAUUUUGUUCUUGCAAUAACACAAGAUAGAAAAAUGCGGUAUUUGUAUAAGUUCUGUGUAAAAGAUGUUAAUUUGCUAAUAGCUUUCUAUUUUAAUUUGGCAACACUAUGCUGAUUUGCUUCUUACUGAGAUUCAUAUAAAAAUAACUAAUGCAAAAAGCUCCAGAAGUCAUGAAGGCCUCUCUGUGUCUCAGAUCCAUUCACCAUAGAACAAAGAAUUAAGUUAGUAUAUUUUAUAAUAGCAGUUGUUUGUUCUACUGCCUGUACUGUCAUAUUCAUUUAAAUCCUUUUUUAUUUUAGGACAUGCUAAUUCAACAAGGCAAUCUGUUGUGCCAGCUGGACUAGUAAAAAGAAAAGAAAUAUAUGUCUUCAGAUUGUCUGACACAAGGAACUAUUUGGGCACUGGGAAAAAAUCCUUUUAUGUAGCCCACAGAUUCAGUUAAGAGGAAUAUUUCAUUUCCAUCUGCACCUGUUGACUGAUAUAUCUGAUCCUGUCAGAGUGGGACUCCAUCACAAACAGAGAGAGUAGAACUGUUACUAUUUUUUACAUUAGGACUUUGGAUACAAAAUAAAUGCUCACCAGAGCUGACAAACCGUUUAUUGGCCUUGUAAACAAACAUGACUGCAGACCCGUUCCCCUGUACAUUGUUGCACUGAAAACAAAUAAAUUGUUUGCACACCUCUGGGUAGCAAGAUUUGUAUUUAGUAGUCUGUUGUUAAAACCUCAUGGGUUUUUUUUAUUCCUUUGAUGCCAUUUUGUAUACACUUUUUGAUUUUAUUAUCCAGGAAGGAGCUAUCACAUAGUGCCUUGGUGUCUAUUUACAGAAGGGUUUUAACCCACAGUGUUAAUAAACCACAAAUAUCCACCUUUUGGGAAAAAAAUGAAUCAUCAUCCUUAAAACAGAAGAAUCGGGACAAAAUAACUACUAACUUUUUAAAAACUUGCUACUUUGGCUCUGGUGAACAAAGGAAGAAAACCAACCCUCAGAUGAGAUCUCCUGUCUUCAGGAGUGAGUCCAAGGCUGUUGGCCAUUAGGAGAGAAAUGUGUUUAUCUCCACAGCUGUAUUUCUUCACUGUAUCUGUCUCUACAGCUAAGCCCUCAGCUGAAGCACAGUUUUGACAGAAGCCUGUCUUCAGUAUUCUUUUAAAGGCAGUUUAGGUGGUUCCAGCUCAAUGCACAAGAUUUUACAAACCAAAAUAUGAGCAGACUCAGUUUAAUCAUUGAAUAGAAAGUAUGAGUACUAAAAUGAAGGUCAGCAAAUACCCUUGCAUGUGCCAGAUACCUUAAAUGUGCUGCUACAGGUAACUUGGAGAACUGUAAUGUCACCAGUCUCUUACAGGCGUAGUAUUAACAGCAAAACUAGGACUUGAGUCCUUAGAAAUUUCAGCCAUUGUUCUGACAUCAAGGAACAUAUGCCCACUUCCAUGGAGUAUCAAACAAAUCAUUCUCCUAAUCUAACCUAAAUGUUAGCCAGAUACUGCAAAAUAGUUAAAAUCCUCUUGUUCUGCUGGCAAUAGAAGUACAGCACUUAAGUUAUACAUUUUAAGCUUUUGUUUUGGAGGCACAUUUUCAAAUGUGAUUUGCCAGUUAAUUCACAGCAAAGGAUUGAACUGAGGCUUUCCAAGCAAGAAAAACCUGACCCCUAAGGAGCUAGGAAAAUCAGGGUGCAGUCCCCUGGCUGGUAACACUGUUAAGCAUGAUGGUACUUGAUUUAGACACUGAAAUAACUACCACCUUUCUUGUGGAGAUAAUCUGGACUUGCUUCAGUUCUCAGGUGGAUUCUGAGUGGUACCAAAACCUAAAGAGGUCUGCUGUACCCUCAGCACUGCCAUUACCCGAAUCACCAACAUGAUCCUUUUCAUUGCUUAAAUUUCAUUCUUCUUUCAAUUAUGCUGCAACUGACAUCAGAAGUAUUGUUCCAUUUUUCUAUUGUGCACAUUUUUAAAGCAUGACUGGUGACAUCUUGUCACUAUUUUUUUUUCUUUUAGGUGUGGUUAGUAGAGAAACAAAAUUUAUGCUAAAAUUACCAGAGUGUAAUCAGCCGAUGCUACAACCUAAAUUACUGUUAAUCUCAACACAGUUCAUACAUCACUAAAUUAUCAUUUCUGAUAUCUCCAUCUAUCCCUCUCUCUUUAAUACUUCAAAAUUACUGUUUCUACUUGAAUCAAACUUCAGUAAAUAGUUAGAGUAAUAGAAAAUUAUGGCACACAGGGAAGAGAGUAUGCAGUUCUCUAGUUUAUUUCCAAAAGUAUUAUCCAAGUGGGAGAGAGAAAAAAAAUCACUACCAGCAUAGUGAACUGAUUUCUUUGCAUAUUUAUUCCCUCAAAAAGAAUUAUUUACAGCAGUUGUUGCAACUGGUUGCAAUUGUUGCAUGGUGGAAAAAACAUAGAAAGACUUCACUGGUGAUUGCCCAAACAUGAGCCUUUUUUUUCCCCAUUUCACCGUCCUUUAGUAUUUGCAUUUGUCUGUCUUUAUUUAGCUUUAUGCAAAAGGAAAUUGCAAGAACUGGAAACUGAGUUCUUGAAUAAACUUUAUACAUUUUGAACAGUA
Molecule: messenger RNA, 4261 nt
Organism: Prinia subflava (tawny-flanked prinia)
Lineage: Eukaryota; Metazoa; Chordata; Aves; Passeriformes; Cisticolidae
Gene: SGCG
Product: sarcoglycan gamma
Exons: 10
Coding region: 359-1234 (291 amino acids)
Biological process (GO): heart contraction; cardiac muscle tissue development
Cellular component (GO): sarcoglycan complex; sarcolemma
Source: RefSeq, a predicted model, not a curated record